AAUACAAGUACGUGAAGCAAGAGAAAAACUAAAAUCAGACACAACUGAAGAACACCUGUCAUCACUUGCAGACAUUUUAGAAAAGGGAAAGGAUGACAUAAUGAAACUCUACACUGACAUAAGAGGUCAUGUAGCUCCAACAGUCAAUUUGAGACAAAAAAUUGAUGCAUGCGAAGCUGUAACUAGUGACAUCAUCAAAAUCAUAUAUAAGAGACUAACUGGUGUUGAUGGAGAUUUUGAUGCUGAAUAUGAAAGAUGUCGUUUACGCGAGCUGCUAGAUCGUGACUAUGCGCUCUCCAUUUAUGGUUCCACUGCAGCACAAUCCAGUAACACACAUCACUCCUCAGCUUCAUAUAUCGCAUCAAAACGGGCUGAUGCAGCAGCAGAACUGGCAGCAAAAGAAGCUGAAUACAACAUCGCGCUAGAGGAAAGAAAGCAAAGAGAAAAGAUAAAGGCUUUAGAAGAGCAACACAAGAGAGAACUUGAAAUCCAAAAAUCCGAAUUGGAGCGUCUGCAAGCUGAAAGGGAAGUGGAAGCAGCUCGAGCGAGAUUGGAAGCUUAUGACAGAGAAAUACUGCAAAUUAGUGAUGUCCAGUCAGUCAAAGGUGAGCAGAGGAGCCCAGAUUCUGUCCCUCAGCCUUCUGCAUCACACUCACCUAACAUAUCCACGUCAUCUGCAUCUCCUGCAGUUGCUCAACUAGCACAAGCCGUCCAGGACAGUAUAACACUGAGCAGACUUCCCAUGCCAGAACCAACAGUAUUCAGUGGCGAGCCAAUCCAUUUUAUUGAAUGGAAAACCUCCUUUAUGUCACUGAUAGACCAAAAGGGUAUUUCUACUGCUGAUAAACUUUAUUACUUGAAAAAAUAUGUCACUGGCCCCGCUCGCAAGUGCCUGGAAGGCACCUUCUUUAGAAAUGAUGAAGAAGCUUACCAAGAUGCCUGGAAAAAACUUAAUCAACGAUAUGGUCAGGCAUUUGUUAUUCAAAGAGCAUUUAGAGAGAAGCUAUCCAACUGGCCAAAGUUACAAUCCAAAGAUCCUGAGGGAUUAAGGAACUUUGCCGACUUUGUAAAUGCCUGCCUGCUAGCCAUGCCUCAUGUAAAAGGUUUGGAAAUACUGAACGACUGUGAGGAAAAUCAAAAACUGACACAAAAACUUCCUGACUGGGCAGCUGCCAGAUGGAACCGCCAUGUUACAAAGGCCUUAAUGGAAGGCAAAGAGUUUCCCAGUCUCAGUGACUUUGCUGCAUUUCUGUUGCUGGAAGCAGAAAUUGCCUGCAACCCAGUCACGUCCAUCUCUGCUCUCCAUUCAUCCGAGUCACGCAGUGAUAGAGGGAACCUGAAGGACACAAAAAGAAACAAGGCAAGUGUCUUUAACACCAAAACUCACAUCCACUCCACAAGUGUCCACACUUUAUGAAACGGUCACUAGCAGAGAAAAGGACAUAUGUGAAGGACAAUAAGCUGUGUUAUGGCUGUUUGAAGCAAGGCCACAGUGCAAGGGACUGUCGACGCCGCCUCACAUGUGACACUUGUUUGAAAAGGCACCCUACCUGCCUUCAUGAUGACGGUUACAUCAAAGACACAAAGGGAGAAAGGCACGUGAGUGUAGAAAAUGCAUCACAAAGCAAUAUAUCAGAGAUAACCACUGCUGUGUCACUCAAUGUUGCUAGAGAUGGACAGACUGCCAGUACUUCAAUGAUUGUGCCAGUGUGGGUGUCAUCUAAUGCAAACCCAUAUAACGAAAAACUUGUCUAUGCCUUAUUAGACACUCAAAGCGACACUGCUUUCAUUGAUCAAGAACUGUGUCAUGAGCUUCAAGUGGGUGCAAGUCCAGUGAAACUGAAACUAACCACUAUGA
Molecule: messenger RNA, 1858 nt
Organism: Archocentrus centrarchus (flier cichlid)
Lineage: Eukaryota; Metazoa; Chordata; Actinopteri; Cichliformes; Cichlidae
Exons: 2
Coding region: 101-1417 (438 amino acids)
Source: RefSeq, a predicted model, not a curated record